UGAGGCGUCAGGCGGCCCAAGAUGGCGGCGGCCGUAGGGUGGGCGGAGCGGAGAGCCCGUGGCGGAGAGGAGCCCCGGAGAGAGCGGGGGCCAGGCCGGGUUGGCACGGAGAGGAGCGAGAGGCGGAGGAUCGAGCUGCCGGAGGAAGAGAUCCCCCAUGGGGGCCAGGAGGAUGGCUUCACGGCAGAGCAUCUGGCUGCUGAGGCUAUGGCAGCAGACAUGGACCCCUGGCUGGUCUUUGAUGCUCGCAGCACCCCGCCUUGUGAGCUGGACUCCUGGCUGGCCGCCUACCCUCCUUCCCGCGUCUCUCGCUAUGGGGGGCCCAGCGCCCCCAAUCCCAAGCCUGUCGGCUGGAUCGCCGUCUACGGGCCUGAUUUCUCCCCUGGAGCUGGGGAUGUCCAGGGACUCCAGGGGGCUUGGGAAGCCCUGCAGGCCAGCGGGCAGCCCAUCACGCCUGCUAUCCUUCGGGAGCUGGCCCUCACCCACCAGGUCCUGACCGGCAAGUGGCUGAUGCACCUGACCCCUGGCUUCAAGCUGGACCACGCGUGGGCCGGCAUUGCCAGGGCCGUGGUGGAGGGGAAGCUGCAAGUGGCCAAAGUGAGUCCCCGGGCCCAGGAAGAGGAGCGUCAGGUCAUCUGCGUCUACACGGAGGACUUCACAGACCAGGAGGGAGUGCUGAAGGCUGAUGCUGCCAUCCGGGCAGCUGGGGUCAAGUGUCCGCUGACCUACAAGCCGGAUGUCUACACCUACCUAGGAAUCUAUCGAGCUAACCGCUGGCACCUGUGCCCCACCCUCUAUGAGAGCAGCUACCACCUGGAGAGCAACCCCCACUGCUCCCGAGUUCUGGAUCGGCUCAACAACACAGCACUGACAUAGCCGGGGCAGGUGCCCCUGUGCUGGGAGCCGAGACAUCUGGGGUGGGGAGGGCCCAGACAGCCAUUCUGGCUGGCCUUCCAGGGCUCUGGACUUUGGGGACCAGUCUUAAGCCUCAGGAAAGGGGAAGGGGUGCAGAGGAGGCUGAGACGUGACAUCAUUCCCCACCCCCCCUUCCCCGAUAUCGGCCCGUCAGUGGAAGACGAACGGGACCCUCCUCCUGAGAGCUUCUGUUACAGGCCCAGAGCCUCAGCUGGGCCCCCCUCCCCCUGCUUAGAGCUGCUCCUCACCCAUCCCUGGCUGGCACAGCACAGAAGAGCUGAUGGAGUGUUGUGUCCUGGGAGUUGUAGUCCUGACCGUGGACUGGGCCCCUAGGAGGGGCCCUCUAGUGGAGCGAGUGUCUUCUGUGCCCUACUUGGACUACAGCUCCCUAUACCAUCCCUUCCAUUGAUUCAGUAAAGCCCACCUUUGUUUUCACCCCGCCCCACUCCGGUCCUCUGGUUUACAGGUCAGAGGAAGGGUGUUAGGGGCUAGCCAAGACCCAAAACCUGAGUAGCCACAAGCCUGACCAUGGACCAACUCUGCUGGCACCCGUCACCCCCAGGACCAGAUCGAUAACGCUCUGUCUGGCAUGAAAGCCCUUUACAGCCUGCUCUCUUCUUCCCUUGCCAGUCUUCUGACACUUUACUCCUUCCCUCAAACCCCAUAAUCCAGGUACGAUGGCCUGGCUGUUCUUGCACAGGUGAAACCAUCUCCCGACGCCAGGCCUUUGCACCGGCUGUGCCCCAUACCUGGAGCGCUCUUUCUUUUCACCUUUGCCUCCUGCCUUCCCUGGCACCUUCACUGCCUUCCUUUCCUUUACACUGUAUAUACCUUGUGUCUAUGUAGUUAUUAACAUGUUGUCUCUUCCGUUAGAAUGUGAGCCCCUUGAGGGAAGGGACCCUGUUUUUUGCUUUUCUUUGUAUCCACAGCACUUAGCACAGUACCUGGUGCCUAGAAAGCCCUGAAUAAAUGCGUGUUGACUGAC
Messenger RNA from Phascolarctos cinereus (koala), 1900 nucleotides. It is a transcript of the gene CUNH11orf68, whose product is annotated as chromosome unknown C11orf68 homolog. Lineage: Eukaryota; Metazoa; Chordata; Mammalia; Diprotodontia; Phascolarctidae. The record is from RefSeq and is a predicted model, not a curated record.